Molecule: messenger RNA, 1616 nt
Organism: Umbelopsis ramanniana AG
Lineage: Eukaryota; Fungi; Mucoromycota; Umbelopsidomycetes; Umbelopsidales; Umbelopsidaceae
Exons: 6
Coding region: 284-1498 (404 amino acids)
Biological process (GO): intracellular protein localization
Cellular component (GO): plasma membrane
Source: RefSeq, a predicted model, not a curated record
CACUUGGAAGUUGAAUUUAGUUGUACCAUGAGUAUCCGACAUACAUACUAUACUUGGUACACUUUGGCCGACAUGAAUACAAGCUGGCUGAGUUACUGCUUUCCAGAGAAAGUAAAAAAUAAAGGACUACCAAAGUUGAGAAUUUAGAAUGUGAGUAACUUACGCAAGAAUUACAAGCAAUCCGCAGCCAGAUAUUUCUAUUUUGAAUUUUUUUUUUAUUGGGCUGCGCUAUACCACGGCAGACUGAACUGCGAUCACGAACUAAUUCAACAAGGUCCAAACUAUGAGCGUGUCCGCAACCGCUCUUGAAGCUGGUCACAAUGUCUCAGAUGAGGCUCGUUAUACCGAAAAGUACCCCGAUAAUACCAAUUUGUCUGCCUAUGAUACCACUGGUUUGCCAACGCUAGAGCAAGUUCUGUCUCGCAAAACUUUACCACCAGUAUGCCUAUACAACUUUUAUAUCAUUAUGCGGGACAGACUACAUAGUGAAGAGCUACUUGACUUUUACCUGGACGUUCAGCACCACGAAAUUUUAUGGCGUCGUUAUGUAAAAGGAAUGAAGAAGUCGGGACAUAUUGACGAAACUGAUCUGACCGAUGGUUUUCAUGGACCAAAAUUAGUCAGUAGACUCAGCUAUGCAAGUCUUCGACGAGAUGAGUUAGCUCGAUCACCUUCCCCGGCCAGAUCCAGAUCCCCUGAACUUGGACAAAAUACUAGCACUCAACAGCUCGUCUAUGAUGAAGAUGGUCGCUCGGCCGAUGAUGGCGUGCGUAGACCAAAUUACAACAGAUCAACGUCUCCUUCGCCUAUGGUGCCUAGAGGACCUCUUGUGGAAUCGGUACCAGUCGGGCAACAAGAUUCUGCGUUUGCUAGCAAUAUUCCAGGAGGUGGUGGCUCGAGCCCAACGCGAGAAGACGUUACUGCAUCUUGCGAGAAGAUCUACUACAAGUACAUUGUUCAAUCGGCUCAUAAAGAAAUCUUUAUUCUACCUGGCUCUGUAAGGUCUAUGAUUGCCAAGCGUAUUGAACAAGACGAACGCGAUGACCCUGCUGUUUUCGCUGAAGCCAAAGACAUAGUAUUCGAAUCUAUGCAGCGUCGUGGGUUUCCCAAAUUUCUCAGGUGCAAGGUAUGGGGCAAUACCACCAUGUGGCAACAAUUAGGUCGCCUAGUGUUUGGACUCUCUGCCCUAUUCCUUGGAUUCGCCAUAGAGCUUAGCUUGAUUUUGCUGGGACAUGAUCGCUGGGGAGAGCGCUUCUGGGGUUUGAUACCUAUCUUCUUCGGUAUGCUGAAUGUUAUGAUAGGACUUUCUGGCCUCGAUCCAAUAUGGGCACUGGUGUUCAACAUUAGUGAGACAACCACAUUUCAUUUCAAUCAAGUACGACAACCGCAAGUCAAGAAAAUCCUAAAAAGUCGAGCAAUGUGGCUUCUGACCCUUUCCAUUGUAUUGAGCGUUAUCAUUACCAUCAUUUUCGCAGCCAUCCCUGGUCACCGCCUAUAAUACAAUUGCAAUGCCAUCGAUUCCCAAAAAAACUACCCAUAGCAACAAAAAUGCAAAUUUAUCUUCUGUUGUAACUUCUUCUACUACUAUGUUUAACUAUCCUGCACUAUACCUCUGU